Lathyrus sativus (Indian pea) is the source of this 957-nucleotide messenger RNA. The record is from the annotation of a GenBank genome assembly. NCBI's taxonomy places the organism in Eukaryota, Viridiplantae, Streptophyta, Magnoliopsida, Fabales, Fabaceae.
AUGGCGAAAAAGAAAAAUAAGGGAAAUGGAGGCAACAACAACAACAAUGGAGGCAAGGAAAAUGAAGAAAACAACAAUGGAGGAAAUAAUGAAAACAACAACAAUAACAACAAUAACAACAACAACAACAUGGUCUUGAAAGUCUCCAUGCAUUGUGACGGUUGCGCUUCCAAAAUCAUCAAACACCUUCGCUCCAUCAAAGGUGUGGAAACGGUGAAAGCAGAGAGUGAGACCGGAAAAGUAACCGUCGUCGGAAAAGUGGACCCUGUUAAAGUGAGGGAUAAUCUCGCGGAGAAGAUAAAGAAGAAAGUGGAACUUAUUUCUCCACAGCCCAAGAAGGAGAAAGAGAACAAGAAGGAAACGGAAACAAACAACAAGUCCGAUGAGAAAACGAAAACCGACGACCAAAAAACCAAAGAGAAAGAGACGGUUACCACUUCAGUGUUGAAAAUGUUACUACACUGUCAAGGAUGUAUUGACAAAAUUGGCAAGAUUGUGUUGAAAACCAAAGGUGUGCUUGAAAUGACAAUAGAUAAGGAGAAAGAUACUGUAACUGUGAAGGGUACAAUGGAUGUGAAGAAACUGGUUGAGAAUUUGACUGAGAAGCUCAAGAGGAAAGUUGAGGUUGUUCCUCCUAAGAAAGACAAGGAAGGUGGUGGUGGUGGUGGAGGUGGUGAGAAUGAAGGAGGUGGAGGAGGAGGGAAGAAAAAGAACAAGGGUGGUGGUGGUGGAGGAGGAGAAGGGGGUGAGAAUAACAAUAAUAACAAUGAAGGGGGAGAAGUUAAGAAAAUGGAGUAUAUGGUUCAACCAGCAUUUGGUUAUGGUUUUGGUUAUGGAAAUGGAAGUUAUGAGGGAUAUAAUGAACAAGUUUACCAAAAUCUGUUACAUAUUCAUAUGCAUACUCAACCACCACAAAUGUUCAGUGAUGAGAAUCCUAAUGCUUGCAAUGUCAUGUGA